Messenger RNA from Exophiala oligosperma, 1518 nucleotides. RefSeq lists its product as uncharacterized. The transcript is spliced from 2 exons. Gene Ontology annotation, cellular component: mitochondrion. Bases 49 to 1518 code for a protein of 489 amino acids. Lineage: Eukaryota; Fungi; Ascomycota; Eurotiomycetes; Chaetothyriales; Herpotrichiellaceae. The record is from RefSeq and is a predicted model, not a curated record. Gene Ontology annotation, molecular function: proline dehydrogenase activity; FAD binding.
CGAGACGUCUCCUGCCGGAGCAGGCUCGCUAGAAUCUCUAUAGAUUUUAUGAUGGCUUCCCCGGUCAGCAAAAAGGGAUUCCAGCCACGACUCAUUAUUCAUCCCUUUCUCGGCACUAGAGCUCGUCCGAGAUGUAGAUUCCAGUCGUCUACCUCGACCACAACAACGAGAGCUCCUUAUUACAAUGAACAGGCCUCGACGAACAAACCCUUGGAUACAGUGCCUGCUAGGCAGGAUGCUCCGUCUGUCCGCGCUCCACUAGCCCGCUUGUCGACUGCGAGCAUUCUCAGGACGCUGUUUCUCGGCGCCGUGUUUAGAUCACCUGUGCUGUUCAGGCCCGGCUUUGCCGUUUUUGAAAAGAUUGCCAACUCGCCGUCCGUAUGGAUGAAUCCGGAUAAAAACCCACUGCUGAGAAUGAUUGUGUAUCCUCUGGUGUACAAGCAGUUUUGCGCGGGCCGGGACCAGGCUGAGAUUGCCCGCACCUCGGCAGAGGUCAGACGUCUUGGAUUUUCCGGGGUUGUUUUGUGUUACGGCAAAGAGGUUCAAGUCCAGGGGGGAACAAAUGACGAAUUCUUGGGCUACAACAGGAACAAGGUGCCUGCCUUGGAUGCCGAAGUUGCCCAGUGGGAGGACGGGAAUAUCGAAACGUUGAACAUGAUCGCAGAAGGCGACUGGCUCGGAAUCAAAUUUACCGGCGCGGGCACCAACAUCACCAAGGCACUGAUGGAUGGUGACGCCGCACCCGAGAGAUUUGUCAAGGCUAUGGAUCGGAUUUGUGAAACGGCCAUGUCGAAGGGAUGCCGCAUCUGGAUUGAUGCCGAGCAACAGGUUUUGCAACCAGCCAUUGAUCGAUGGACUUUUGAUCUAAUGCGCCGAUACAACAAGCCGCUGGGCCGACAGGCGCUCGUUUACAACACGAUUCAAGCCUACUUGAAGUCGGCGCGAGACAAGGUCCAACACCAACUCGAGCUUGCUCAGAGUGAAGGCUGGCGGCCCGCCAUUAAGCUUGUCCGAGGUGCGUACAUCGCAAACGACGUACGCAGCAAGAUUCACGAUACAAAGGACGACACAGACGCAUCCUACAAUGGCAUCGUGGAAGACCUCCUUCAGGGGAGAUUCCCAGCGCAGGCUAAUCAGAUGCCUGAAGAAAUCGACCUCUUGCUUGCCGGACACAACACGCGGACCAUCCGAGCAGCAGCUCGGCUCGCGACAGAUCUGGCUGCGCAUCGGAAGCUGCAAGUCAGGCCCGAGUUUGCCCAGCUGCAGGGCAUGGCCGACGACAUCGGAUGCGAAAUUGUCCAGAUGGCGGAUCAAGUCAGGGUCCACGACAGAGCAGCAGCAUCGUCAUUCGUGCCCAAAGUCUACAAGUGUCUCACCAGGGGCAGUAUUCAGGAGUGCAUGCAGUACUUGACGCGCCGACUGGUCGAGAACCGUGGUGCUGGAGACCGCAUGAAAUUGAGCGCGGCCGAGUACCGGCACGAACUCCUCCGCCGCUGGGGGCUCAGUUGGAACAGAUAA